UCAAAAAAGAUAAUGCCUAAAUCUGAUCAGCGAGCGCUGGCGAUUUUAGAAGCUAAAACAAAACGAUUAGGCGGCCGCUAUGAAUGUGGUCAAUGUGGAAAAUGUGUCACCAUUCCCAGAGAGUUACCAGAUGGCCUUGAAUCGGUUACAAAGUGUAGAGAAAAAAAUGGCUAGAGACAAAGAGUAUUCGGUAGACUAUCGAGCCAAAAUUAAUGAUUAUUUGGAAAAGGGCUAUGCAAAAAAAUUAACAUCCGCCGAAAUACAGCAAGUUACCGAUAGAACAUUUUAUUUGCCGCAUUUUGGUGUGAGAAACCUGAAUAAGAAGGGAAUACGAAUCGUUUUUGAUGCGGCCGCAGAAGUGCAAGGAAUGUCACUAAACAAAGCUCUUCUGUCAGGACCCGACCUUAACAAAUCACUGAUUUCGAUACUCUUUAAGUUCAGGCAAGCUCCAAUCGCAGUCUGUGGAGACAUUUAAGAGAUGUUUCAUCAAAUUGUAAUAGCUGAGGAAGAUAAAGAUAGCCAGCGGUUCCUCUGGAGAAAUGGAGACCCAUCUAAGCCGGUGGAAAUAUUCAGGAUGGAGCGAAUGAUUUUCGGAGCUACUUGUUCACCCACGAUAGCGCAGUACGUAAAAAACGUUAAUGCCAAGGAAUUUGCAGCAGUGAGCCCACGUGCCGUGCACGCUAUCACUGAAAGGCACUAUCUGGACGACUACGUCGAUUGUUUUCAAACGGAGAAAGAGGCUCUAAUAGUAGUACCGGAAGUUAUUCGAAUUCAUCGAACUGGCGGUUUCGUGUUACGAAACAUAAUUUCUAAUCCGGAAAAAUUAAAAACAGCAUGUGGCAGCUCUGCAAGCAGUGAAGGUGAUGUGUGCAUUGAAAAAGAAGGGGAUAGAAUAUUAGGCAUGCACUGCUUGUCAAAACCAGAUGUUUUGGUAUACAUCUUGCGACUACAUAAAGUCCGACCAGAAAUCGUCAUGAAUGUAAGGAGGCCUACUAAAAGGGAGAUGCUGAGCCUUAACAUGACGAUCUUCGAUCCAUUCGGCUUCCUGGUGAACUUUAUGGUAAGCGCGAAAGUUUUGAUGCAGGAAGUGUGGAGAGCUGGUAUCGAAUGGGACCAUCCAUUGCCGAAUGAUAUCUACCACAAAUGGAAAAUGUGGCUUAACGAAUUGCCGAAGGUUGAGCAAUUUCGAAUUCGCGUUGCUACGUGCGCGACUUCGAAAGUAUUCUCGCAGAGUUACACAUUUUCUCUGACGCGAGUGAGGAAGCGUUGGCAGCUGUGGCUUAUUGGCGUGUGGUGAGUGAUGGUAUGGUUAUCGUUAGAUUCGUUAUGGCAAAGUCAAGCUGCGCGCCAACGCGGUACCAUACCAUACCGAAGCUUGAGCUGCAGGCUGCGGUCAUGCUGCUACGGUUAAAAGAAACUAUCGUAUUAAUCCAUAAUAAAAUCAUUAAUCGCUUCUAUUUCUGGACCGACUCGUUGACAGUUAUUCAAUGGAUUCGAGCAGAUCAUCGACGAUAUAAAGAGUGGCAGAAAUUUUAGAAGCUAGCGACAUCGGAGACUGAUGCUGGUGUCCUGGGCCUUUCAAUUCAGUCGAUGACGCCACUACAGCGAAAUUUCCGGCGAAUUAUAACCCCGAUGGACGGUGGAAAAAUGGUCCAGAAUUUUUGUUGGAAGACGAGAACCUAUGGCCGAAAGAAUCACUUAUGACUAAUAGCGAGGAGCACAGCAGAGAUGAGCUGCGCGUCAAAUACAAUAUGUCAACUACGAGGCAAGUAUACGUGAUAAUGCCAAAUAUUGAUCGCUUUUCGAAUUAUUCUAGACUAAAACGUUCUGUGGCAUGGGUACAUCGUUAUAUUCAAAAUUUUUUGAGGAAAGUGCGGCACGAAGCGCCAACCAAAGGCGAACUAACCGUUGACGAAGAGCGUCAAUCUGAAACACAUCUUAUAAAAUUCGUCCAGGAACGAGCGUAUGCCGAAGAACUUGCCGACAUAAAGCGCAAUGGCGCUGUUUCAGCCAGCAGUACAUUGAGGACACUCAACCCCUUUAUUGCAAAUAAUGGCAUGCUGCGAGUAUGCGGAAGAAUUGAAAGGGCAGCAUGCAGAGUGCAGUCGCGAUGCCAACUUUGUCGCCUGAAACGUGCCAAGCCCCAGCAACCGCAAAUGGGUGUCCUACCCUCUGACCGAGUGACACCAUACGUUAGGCCUUUCACCUAUACUGGGCUCGACUUCUUUGGCCCGAUCAGCGUAACUAUUCGUCGCCAGCGUGAGAAGAGGUGGGUCGCACUGUUCACAUGCCUCACCGUGCGUGCCAUCCAUUUAGAAGUGGCGACUGACCUGUCAAGUGACGCGUGCCUUAUCUGCAUCCGAAAUUUCAUUAAUAGACGCGGAG
Molecule: messenger RNA, 2385 nt
Organism: Rhagoletis zephyria (snowberry fruit fly)
Lineage: Eukaryota; Metazoa; Arthropoda; Insecta; Diptera; Tephritidae
Source: RefSeq, a predicted model, not a curated record